Messenger RNA from Dentiscutata heterogama, 136 nucleotides. NCBI's taxonomy places the organism in Eukaryota, Fungi, Glomeromycota, Glomeromycetes, Diversisporales, Gigasporaceae. The record is from the annotation of a GenBank genome assembly.
UGCAUUACCUAUUGGUAAAACUACAAAUAAAUCUACAGAUAGGCAAAUUGAAUUAGAUAUAGAUACAGAUGAAGACACCAAAUUGUAUAAUAAGUUAUCAAGUGUUGAAGAUUGGGAAAAUCAACUACAUAACUAG